This is a messenger RNA of Entamoeba invadens IP1, 2124 nucleotides long. RefSeq names its product amino acid transporter, putative. The record is from RefSeq and is a predicted model, not a curated record. The transcript has 2 exons. Gene Ontology annotation, molecular function: amino acid transmembrane transporter activity. Bases 1 to 2124 code for a protein of 707 amino acids. Lineage: Eukaryota; Evosea; Mastigamoebida; Endamoebidae. Gene Ontology annotation, biological process: amino acid transmembrane transport.
AUGUCAAAAGCAGUUAUUAGUAGCAACUUGGACAACGAUACAUUGUCUAAAACACUAGAAAAAGGUGAAUUUGAAGCAUACCCCGAGCGCGACUUUGAGGAUGGUAUACACGACUAUAUAUCCGAGAAUGAAAACGUUGAUUUAGACGUGGACAUCGAACACUCUGAUGACAAAGACUCUGAGAUUGAUGAGGAUGAAGUUGCACGUGAAAAUGGAGCUGAGGUUGCUUAUAAAAGUAAAGUCGUCAAAAUAGUGAGAAAGACAGAUGAAGAAGAUAAAGAGGAGCACAAUGAUGACCAGAUAACAAAGGAAGAGAUCAAGAAGGUGAAAAAAUUGAAAAAGACUAAGAAGGGAUUUACUGUGGAAGAUGUCAUUGCGAGGAACUUUCAAGAGCUGUUGCUCCAAGAGAAAGAAUUCCACCGGACUGAAGUUGGAGAGAUGAAAAGAACAAACAAGACGUGGAUUAAGAUUGCGAUCAACUCGGUACUCCUCGGGUUUUCACUCACCAAUUCACUUGUUGGUGCUGGUAUUUUGUCGCUUGCAUUGACUUGCUACAAAAUGGGGAUAGUCGGAUUUUUUUUGUGGAACAUAGCGACCAUCGUGUAUUUCUUAAUCACUUGGUAUUACUACAACAGAGCAAUUUACAUCACAGGAGCGGCAACCAUGGGUGAGCUGCUCUCGAUGUUUUUUGGGAAGGUUGUUGCGAUCAUCGUGGAUGUCUGUAACACGGCCUUCUACUUUUGUGUGUUGAUGAUUUACCAAGUCAUUGCUACACAGUACCUCUUUGGUAUUAUCCAAGACUUGACUUCUCGAGAUAAGUUCAGUUAUACAAUGGACACCUGUUACGAAGGGAAAACAGCGGGCGUCUACUGUAAAUGGCAUUACAUCAUUUUGUAUUUGGUUGCGGUGUUGCUCAACUUCCCAUUGAUCAUUCCCAAAUCCGUGAAGUUCUUGAACAGGAUAUCUAUGUUAACUGUCAUCUCUGCAGUCAUUGCGUCGUUUGUUGUGUUUGGUAAGGCCAUUUACUUUGGGGCGAAUGACAAAUCGUCGAAUGGCGACGGGACCAAUAACAUCCCGACAUUUAGUGGAAAGUGGUGGCCGUCUGGUGUGAUGGAAUUCUUCACGAUGGCGCCGUUUAUAACUGCCAAUUUCCAAAUCCAUUCCUGCCUUCCACCUUUGUUUUCUGGGACCAAAGGGAUGUCUAAAAAGACCAAAUUAGUUGCGUUGCAAGGGGGUUCCCUUGUUUCGAUCUGCACGUGCGCCUUUUUGUAUUUGUUGAUGGCGAUCAGUGGGAAUGUGUCCUUUGACAAAGUGUCUUCGAAUGUCCUCAACGACUUUUCCAAUCCGAAUAGCACGGAAAUUGAUUGGCUGAUCAUUGUGUCGAGAAUAUUAAUGAUUAUCGUGGUUGUCAUUUCAUACCCUGCUUUGAUGUUCCCGACCUGUGCGGGUAUUUACAGAUACCUUCCGAAGAAGUGGAAAUUCACGACCAUGUGGAACGGCAGAGUUGCGAUCAUGGCAAUCAGAUUCACUAUUUUAUUAUUGACUACCCUCUUUGCCUCGUUCUUGGCAGAUAUCGGUGUAGUGUUUUCAGUUGCUUCUGCCAUCUUCUCCAUAUUUGUCGUCUACAUUUGCCCGAUGAGUAUCAUGAUGUUAUGGCCGCGGGUUGAGAAGUUUGGGUCUCCCGACUUCAGAAAACUGUCAGUCAUUGACAACAUCAUUUACAACAAAGUCGUUGAAGGCAACCAAAAGUUCUCGCAGAACGAUAUUGAAACUGCACUUGGGAAGGUCGAAGCUGAAAAGAAUGAAGGAGUUGCCGAUGUUGUUCUCACGAUUAACACCGACGCCACUGGACAACAAGAAAUCGAGUUGGACAAUAUUAAAGAGCAGAAGGAUAACGAGGAAAAUAAGAAGGAGGUUGAGAUUGAUGGGAAUAAGGUCAACAUUGCAGUCAACCCGGAAACUGAUAUGGAUGUCGACAUCAUGAAAAACAGACACAAGUGGAUUAAGCUACCCGACGCUCAUGUCCCGAUUUGGAGAUAUUUAGUGUUCAUCCCAUGUAUGGUGAUUUGUGUGGGUUUAUGCAUCUUGUCGGUUGUCGGGACGAUUUUGGACGAGGUCAAGUGA